CAGAAAUUAUGACACCUUCUUGCUGAGAAUUUUUGCUACUACAAUAUAAAAGAUGUGACUUUUUAUUGUUGUUUUUGUCAUUCCUACACUGUAGUUCUUUAGUUGGGCAUUGUUACCACGACGACACGAUGUGCGUUUUAUUCAAUGCUUCUCCGUUGAAGGCUGGGCGUGAGCGUCACCGUCGGUUUCGCAAGAUGAAAGCCAAACCUGACCUACACCAGCAACCGAGCGAGACAAAAAUGCCGGUGCCGUUCCCUAGUUUUUCGUCUGUUGGACGACCGGCUCUGUCUUCUUUGUUCGGCGUGGUGUUUGCGUUGCUUCUCGCCUCACAACAUUCAGCAGCAUUGCAGCAGGAAGAAACUAGUUUCGUCGAGAUAAAGAAACGAACCAAUGUCGACUUGCAAAAGCAACGUAAGCGGAAAACAAAACCUCAUGACGAAAUAGAACAAGAAGAGCAAAGUGAAAACCAAAAGCUGACUAUAACCCCAGAGAAAGCACAGGUUAACCUGGGACAACUUUUCAAAGAUUACCGAAACCGAAACGGAUACCGAAACGGAAUCCGGAUCAGGUGUUACAGCCCCGAAUCUUUACCGGCGCGACGAGAACCGGGCUGGACGCCAGCAUUGAUAUCGGAUGAGCCAUCUUUGAGUGAAUACGUCUACAGAGUGCAAACGAAGCUGCUUCCUGACAAUUUGUCACUACAAGAGCAGGGGAAACCGUUUGAGAAUCCCCUGACGCCAGACGACGUCCAUCUGCUGAAGGCCACUGUUG
Molecule: messenger RNA, 771 nt
Organism: Amoebophrya sp. A25
Lineage: Eukaryota; Dinophyceae; Syndiniales; Amoebophryaceae
Source: the annotation of a GenBank genome assembly